Canariomyces notabilis is the source of this 1491-nucleotide messenger RNA. RefSeq names its product glycosyltransferase family 55 protein. Lineage: Eukaryota; Fungi; Ascomycota; Sordariomycetes; Sordariales; Chaetomiaceae. Bases 1 to 1491 code for a protein of 496 amino acids. The transcript has 2 exons. The record is from RefSeq and is a predicted model, not a curated record. Gene Ontology annotation, biological process: mannosylglycerate biosynthetic process. Gene Ontology annotation, cellular component: cytoplasm. Gene Ontology annotation, molecular function: mannosyl-3-phosphoglycerate synthase activity.
AUGCGGUUAACCAAGCCCACCAGGAGCCACAGAUUUGGCCGGUUGCGGAUAUUUGAGGAGAUCAGCGUAACCAAUCUAGACGGAGAGAGCGGGCCGCUGACUACGGUGGAAGGUGUGGAGGAUGAGGAUAGGGAUCAUGAUGGGCAUCAGGAGAGCGAGACGGUCUACCGCUCGCCAGAGACACUCAGUCGGGUGUUGGAGCAAAUGGUCAUUAUUGUGCCCUGCAAGAACGAGAGUGUCGAUGUCAUUCGGGGAGUUAUCUCUGCAAUUCCACCAUCUUGCCGUGUUAUCCUAGUCUCCAACUGUGAGCGUGGCGGGCCUGGCGUCGACGACCAAUACAUGCAGCAGGUAAAGAUGCUCAAGACCCUUCAAGUUGAACUUCACGGAUGCAACUUGCACAUGAAGCAGAGACAGAUGCUGGCCAUCCACCAAAAAGACAUCCACGCCGCCGAGGCGUUCCGGAUAUCCGGCCUGCCCGAGCUGCUCGACCCGGCAAACGGGACAAUCCGCGAUGGUAAGGGCGAAGGCAUGCUUCUGGGCGUUGCCAUUGCCGCUGCCUUGUUCCCCCGGCACCGCUACGUCGGUUUCAUCGACGCUGACAACUUGCUCCCCCAAUCGGUAGACGAGUAUUGCAAAGCCUAUGCUGCCGGCCUGUCCCUGGGCCCGCCGCCCGAGCAGGAACAUACCAUGGUCCGUCUGCGCUGGGCAUCCAAGCCAAAGCGUGUUCCUGGCACAACGAGAUACGUCCAUGUCACCGAGGGCAGAUGCUCCCGAGUCGUCAACAAGUGGCUCAGCAAGCUGUUUGCUUCGAUACGAGACGAACAUCAAUAUCAUUAUACGACAGUGCACGGCGGUGCCAUCAAGAUACCCCCCACCACCUGCAGCAGCGCGCCGGUGAGCGGCCUGGUGUCGACAGCAAACGCCGGUGAGCAUGCCAUGACCAUGGGCCUUGCGCUCAAGCUGAGAAUGGCAGCGGGGUAUGCCGUCGAGCCGUGCCAUUUUGUGGAUCUGUUGGAGCGGUCUGGGUUUGCUUACUACUCUGGGGCAGACUUGAAGGAAAGCAAGGGGUUGUUGACAGACUAUGCGGGUGAAAAAAGGGGUUCAGGGGCGGCACGCCCACUCAACAAGCCGACGCGCAUACUCCAGAUCCGGACGCUUAGCCCUCACUUCCACCGAGAAUCAGACGAGGGCCACAUUCGCAGGAUGUGGGCCGUCGGACUUGGGGCGAUCUACCAUAAUCUGGUUCCAGUUGGGCAUCGCGCCGUCAGUGAGCUGCGCGAGGGGAUGCACAAAUUUGCGAAAGAGAACGGGGGACUUGAUGCAAGGACCGGAAAACUGCCGGAACCGAGAAUUUAUCGGCCGCUGGAGGAAAUGAAUAUGGAGAGGUUCCGCCAGCUGCUCGGGGAAAGCCUGCGUGAUGGAACCCUGAGGCGGUUUGGGUUCGGCAGGAACAUGAAUGGUGAUGAGCCGAUAUGUACCUGUCAUACAUGA